UAAACCGUUAGACCCCUAACCUUAGAACUCUCUUUUCUUUCGAUUCAACCCUUUUCUUUUCCUCACAUGCAAUUAUAACUAUGGGAACUUCAAUGUGUGCUGCCUAACGCAAGGAGGUUCAUGCGAAGACACAAAGGCCCAAAGGCCCAAAGACCCAAAAGACCCAGAACUGUUCUAUUAUUAUUACCUUCGAUAGCGUCAAUACAUCUUAUUCGGUAACCCGUUCUGACCCGUCCACGGAUUAGCGUGCACUACCGAAUCUCCGGCCAUUCAUCCCCGAGUCACGAGCUUACCUAUCUACCUAGGCAGUUAACUGGGUUGUUAAUUGUUUGAAGAGAUUCGAGUUCCGUUAACAAUUAUCUUCCCCGGUGCUUCCGGUUAUGCAGCCCAACAAAUCAUCAACACCGUGAAUUAACAAUUUAUCUACUUAUCCAAUGCAACGCCUACGAAUCUCUGUUAGCAACAUCAACCUUGGUGAUUUUAACCAUCUUCGGAGGUUUAUUAGGUAGUCCAUGAUAUCGGAUUGGCUUGAUUAGCAUCAUUGGCUUUUGAUUGGGCAGUAUGGCCACUACACCGACACGCCAACCACGGGUAUCGCCUUUACCGGCCAUACUAGAGCCGCCAAGCCUGGUGAUAUCAGAUGGAGAGGCCUCACCAACCUCCGAUAGUGCACCAGAUGAUGAGCCCUUGUACAUCGAUCAAGAUGAUGCCCAGUCCAUGAUACAGCCGGCGCUGAGCCCAGCAGCCACGCGGCUCACCUUGCCAAAGACACCCGCAGCAGAAAAGGCAGCCGCCUUGGAGCGUCUACCAGGUGGUGGUCUGUUCAGUGUCGCCGAAGGCACAAUAACGCCGGAAACAGGAAGCUCGCUGCAUUCGCCAUCAAUAGGCCCGCCAAGUGAAUCAGAGGAUCAGACAAACGCGGCCAAGGCAUCAACGCGUCAAAUCAGGGGCUUCUCCCUCGGCCAACUGCCUUCGAGUCAGCAGCCGCCGCAAAGAUUUCCAUCACCCUGGCUGUCCGGACCAAAGCAGAUGGUCGUUCAAAACGAACCUAGCUUGAAGCCUUCAUUGACAUCUGUGUUUGGACAGAACAAGCACCGCCGCUCUUCGUCUGGGGGUGCUGAUGCACUCAAGAGAAUACGAGACGCACUUCCAUCUAUGCCAUCCAUACCGUCUAUAUCUCUUCAGUCAUUCUUUUCUGGACCUUCGUCGGCAAAGACCAUAGGCUCAGAUACCAAACGAACUACCCUCUCAAGUAGUGAUGUGGCAGAGACAAAGCAGUAUGCAUCUUUCCUCGCCGAACCGGCUACGCCGAGUUCCAGGAGCAUAACUUCAUCGACAAAUAGGGAAUCAGUUAUGACCUUACCCAUUCGUGCCGACGGUGUUACUGCAUUGCCUCGAGCAUCCAAUCGACCGCGGGCCAUGCGAAGGUCUACCUCUGAUGAGUCCAUGCUUUAUCAUUCACUAUCGCGCGUAUCCUCCUUUGGUGAUGAUGAUAGAUGGAACGGCAUUCGGGAACAGAAGAAUAGUAGGCUCAAGGCUAUCACGGACAGCUGGGAUAGGCCAACGUUUAAACUACCCCAGCUACCAGACAUUAUUCCCGCUCCGCUGAAGAGAAACUCGCUGUUGGGAUUUGAUCAGUCAAGCACGUCUCUAUCGGAUUCUACGCGUGCUUCGCCCAACCUCAAAGCCGGGCCAUUGACACCGAAGGAUGAUAAUAUGUCGGACUUGGACCGUGCCCUAGAGCUACUAACAGGCGAUAUAGUGAUCAUGGGCGGAUACCGCGGUUCCGUGCUGAGAUCUACAAAGACCAAUCGUCAAGUCUGGGUGCCGGUGAAGGUCGGGUUGAAUAUUCGAAAAGUUAACCUGGAGGUCGGACUAGAUGCUGAGGAUGAGGAGAGAAUGGAGGAAAGUAUUUAUGCCUCCGGGAUGCUCAAAAAUAUAGGACCGGUCGACAUCUCGAAACGAUUGUUCAAACGACUGAGAGAAAGUGAAAAUGCUAGGACAGGGAAGCUCAGAGUGUACGACUAUGGUUACGACUGGCGGCUAAGCCCUCAUCUACUCUCACGCAAACUCAUCAGCUUUCUUGAGCAACUACCCUCGAACCAGGGGACAGGCCAUACGAAGGGCAGCGGAGCAAUGGUUAUCGCACAUAGCCUCGGGGGGUUUAUUACUCGUCACGCCAUAAAUCAACGACCCGAUCUGUUCUCUGGUGUGAUAUUUGCGGGGACUCCUCAGCGAUGCAUCAAUAUCUUGGGCCCUAUCAGAAACGGUGAUGCUGUACUCUUCAACGAGAAGGUCCUGACUGCACAAGUCAACUUCUCUCUAAGGACUAGCUUUAUAUUUCUACCGGAAGAUGGCUUCUGCUACAUCAACAAAAAUACGGGAGAGCAGUACCCGGUCGAUUUUUACAACCCGCAGGAGUGGAUCAAGUACUGUUGGAGUCCGUGUAUCGAGCCAGCAUUACCCCCCUAUAAGUCCCGCACCGGUCCACUCAAUUCGCUACGAGAGUUUUCCGAGAGGUUGCCGGCGCCCCUGAGAAGUCGAGGAAAUAGCGCAGCGAGUGAGUCUAGGUCGCCGUCACGCAACGCCGUCACAGAAGCCGCGCGAAAAAUCGAGUUCUCCAACGAUCGCACCCUAGCGCCGCAGUUGGGCACGCUACAAGGAGAUGCAAGCGCCAAUUUGGCCGCUCAGAACCGGCAGCAUGAGCAGGACACAGGGGCACGUAGCCGUAAUCUAGAGUACUUAACACGGACACUGGCCGAGAUCAAACGAUUCCGGGCGGAGACAGAGCACCGGCCGGAACAUACAGAGGCGAACGUGUAUCCUCCACUUGCUGUCAUUUAUGGGAAGGAGAUCCCGACGGUGUGGGCGGUGCAUGUAGCUUCCAGAGAGCAGAUCGCAUGCGCUGACGCGUACGAUGACCUCGUAUUUCGCAGUGGCGACGGUGUCGUGCUCGCACGUGAGGCCAUGCUACCAGACGGGUACGAGCUUGUCAAGGAUGGACGCGUCAGUACGGACCGCGGUCAUAUUACCAUGCUGGGUGAUUUGGAGGCUGUGGGCAGGGCAUUGCUUGCUGUGGUGAAAGGGCGAAGGAAGGGUAUUGGACGAGGGGUCGAGAGGCCGGGAGACUUAAGUGUAUGAGGCGAAGUAUGAUGCGUGAUGCGUGAUACCUGUCUCCUGUGGACUACGGACUACCGUCUGAUAUUCAAGCUUUAGUUAAUCUAGAUUGGAAGAUAUAGACACGGGCAACCAACCGGGACAAUAGAAAAAAACAACGAUAAAUGAUGGAAAAACAAGCAUGGGCGCAUUGAAUACCUACCUAUUAAGGCCAUCGGGGUACAUAUAUUAGCGAUGGGAGUCCUGUGUGCUUUCUUUUUAUAGGAAAAGGGCACACGCGUGCCUUGUACGUUUGGGUAUAAGAAAUCUAUUCGCAUACUAUUGGGUAUCGACUAUUUUCUUGCCUAUUCACUUUGCCAACGGAAGUAUUUAACUACCGACCUAGCAUAUAUAAUAUUAGACAUAUAGAGGGAGUUCAGAUAUAACCUCCCUGCCUAGAUACCUACAUAGAUACCUAUAGAAUAUUUGUUGCA
This is a messenger RNA of Hypoxylon fragiforme, 3590 nucleotides long. RefSeq lists its product as uncharacterized. The coding region runs from base 562 to 3141 and encodes 859 amino acids. The record is from RefSeq and is a predicted model, not a curated record. Lineage: Eukaryota; Fungi; Ascomycota; Sordariomycetes; Xylariales; Hypoxylaceae. The transcript has a single exon. Gene Ontology annotation, molecular function: triacylglycerol lipase activity.